Messenger RNA from Xylaria bambusicola, 2535 nucleotides. RefSeq lists its product as uncharacterized. Bases 1 to 2535 code for a protein of 844 amino acids. NCBI's taxonomy places the organism in Eukaryota, Fungi, Ascomycota, Sordariomycetes, Xylariales, Xylariaceae. Gene Ontology annotation, cellular component: nucleus. The transcript has 9 exons. Gene Ontology annotation, molecular function: RNA binding. The record is from RefSeq and is a predicted model, not a curated record.
AUGGGCGACACGGAACGACGGGCCGCGAAGCGAUCGCGUUUUGACCAGACGGAGCCUGAGCCUCGUCGUUCGAGGUUUGACCGAAGGUCUCGUUCCCCGGCCGCUCGUAAAUCAGACGGUGCGCGCGAUCGCAGUCCUCUCAACAGAGGCACUGACAGCGCAACGCCAGAGACCAAGAAGAGUCCUGUAGAUGCUGCUGCAGCUGCCGCUGCGGCGGCCGCGAAGAUCAACGCACAACUGCAGGCAAGGAAGGGUAUUCAGCAUGUCGACGUUCCUCCCAUCAAAUCUUCUGACUCGACCGGUGCGGACGAUGCAAAUGCUGGGAAAUCGGGGAGUCUCAACCGUGAAGUCUAUGUUUCCGAUGGAGACUACAUCAAGGAUAUCGAAGUCAACGAUUUGAGGAACCGAUACCUACUGACAAAAGGAUCUACGCAAAAGAUGGUAAAUAAUGCCCUUGAUGUCACAACUCGCGGCAAUUAUUAUCCCGACAAAAGCAUGGCCACUUCAGCUGCGCCGCCUCUAUACCUUCACGUUACAAGCACGUCGAAAGCUGGCCUGGAUGCAGCAGUUAAGAAGAUUGAAGAAAUGAUGAAGCAAGAAUUGCCAAAUCUCGUUGAUGAACGGCGUUUCCGUCGUCGUGAUCAAGAACAGGUCGAACGGGACGAAUUUGGACGUCGUAAAUGGCCCGAAGCCAAGAUACCUAUCAGCCUCGAACCUGUUCAAGGCUUUAACCUACGUGCGCAGAUUGUUGGUCAUGGAGGUACGUACGUGAAGCAUAUCCAGCAAGAGACAGGUUGCCGUGUCCAGAUUAAAGGGCGUGGAUCAGGCUAUCUUGAGGCAUCAACAAAUCGCGAGAGCGACGACGACAUGUAUCUUCAUGUAGCGGGCCCCGAUCCUAAGAUGGUAGAUAAGGCCAAGGAGCUAUGCGAAGAUCUUGUCAGCAACGUCAAGGAUCAGUAUGAAGAAUUCAAGACACGUCCUCCGAGACAACAUUAUGGUGGCCACGGUGGUGGAGGUGGCGGUGGCUACGGUGAUCGCCAUGGUGACCGAUAUGGCGGUGAUAGAUAUGACAAAUCCGGAAAUCGUUCUGGUUCAUAUGGUGGGCACGGGGGUUACAGCAACUCGUCUGCUCCUGCUGGGAACGUGGCUUCGCCCACGUCUGGCGGUGCGAGCAAUUCCCCUGGGGCAAAUAACGACUAUGCUGCCCAGUAUGCUGCUCAAUACUAUGGUGGUGGCCAGGACCCCUAUGCCGCAUAUGGUGGUUAUGCAAAGUAUCGAUUUAGCUACAUGCAAUGGUAUUCGCAAUACUACGCAGCUGCUCAGGCAGCUCAGCAAGGAUCACCCGCACCUCCUGGAGCAGCAGCUUCACCUCCGCCUCCACCUCCCACAGAGGCUCCUCCACCACCUCCGCCAGGAGGAGCAGCUCCGCCGCCACCACCUCCUCCACCAGGCCCUCCUUCUUACGGUGCUCCUUGCGCCAUGAGUCACCAGCGAUACCCUUCCGUUGAUCCCAAAGAGCCACAUUCCGUCUCGCUUAAGGUCUUACGGUUGUCACGGCCAUCGCUUGUCGUACAGCAAACUCUCUCUACGCCGCUGUCUAGCCCGUCCGGCGAUGCCCCUCCCAUCUCGGCCUCUCUCGCCUAUGCCGCGAACAGCAGCACGAACCCCGAGCCAUUUCUCCUAACGCCGAUUCUGAACCUACCUCCUUCAUUUGGAACUGCAUACGUUGGCGAGACUUUUAGUUGUACAUUAUGCGCCAACCAUGACAUACCGCCGAAUCCAACCGAAAUAGAGCCAGGCAUACCUACAACAUCAGGCAGCAACCCCCUACAGCAGGUCAAGAAGAAGUUUAUCCGCGACGUGCGCAUCGAGGCAGAGAUGAAAACGCCCAGCGUGACUACACCACAGAGAAUAGUCUUGCAGCCAACGGACUCGUCAGCUACGGACAAAGAAGGCGACAACGAGAGACAAGGCAGUGGUACAGAUCUGGAAUCCGGCCAAUCACUACAAAAGAUUGUUAACUACGAUCUUCAUGAGGAAGGAAAUCAUGUGUUGGUAGUCACGGUCAGCUACUACGAGGCAACUGAGACAAGUGGACGCGUUCGUACAUUCCGCAAGCUAUAUCAAUUUAUCUGCAAGGGGUCAUUGAUAGUGCGGACGAAAGUCGGGCCACUCCCGCCUCCGCUGGUUUCUAGUGGCUCUGAGCGCCUUGGCCGACGUUGGGUCAUGGAGGCCCAGCUUGAGAAUUGCAGUGAGGAUCUCAUGCAGCUACAGAGCGUACGGCUACAACUUGAGCCGGGACUUCGGUAUCAGGACUGUAACUGGGAGGUCAGCGGCGGGGGUAAGCCUGUGCUGCACCCUGGCGAGGUCGAACAGUGCUGUUUCGUUGUCGAGGAAGAACAACGGGAUGCAGUCACGGAGGAUCGUGAUAAGAGAAUCAUCUUCGGUGUUCUAGAUAUAGGCUGGCGAAAUGAAAUGGGUAGCAAGGGCUUCCUGUCUACGGGCAAGCUUGGAACACGCGUCGCUGCUCGAUAG